AUGACUCAGGGUUCCAAUAGGCUGCGAACGCAUUUUCUACUUAUCUCUAUACUCGUUGUACUUGCCGGCCUCUUUACCGUGCGCAGUCACUCUCCUGCGCCGCUUUCCUCCGACUAUAGCAUGGCAGCCAGAGCGGCCAACCAGUCCAUGCGCGCCAUAGUCGCUCACGAGAAAGGCGGACCGGAGGUUUUGAAGCUCCAUCAGAACUACCCACGGCCGGUGCCCAAAGCCGGCGAAGUGCUGAUCCGCGUGAAAGCGUUUGGCCUCAAUCGGGCCGAAAUGUUCACUCGACAGGGCCACUCCCCUGGAGUGGUUUUCCCGCGCAUCCUCGGAAUCGAGGCCACGGGCAUCGUAGAGGAGGCACCCUCUAACGAGUUCGUCAAGGGCCAGACGGUGGUGACUGCCAUGGGCAAUAUGGGCCGCAUGUAUGAUGGCGGCUACGCGGAGUAUACAUGUGUCAACGCGACGCAAGUCAAGCCGAUCCAAUCCACCACCGUACCUUGGAACGUCCUGGGCGCGCUGCCAGAAACCAUGCAGACAGCUUGGGGGAGCUUGUUUGGCCCUCUGAAGCUCCAGUCUGGCGACCGUCUGCUCAUCCGUGGCGGCACCACGACCAUCGGGUUGGCUGCGGCCGCCCUGGCCAAACACCACGGUGCACACGUUGUGUCUACCUCGCGCAAGCCUGAGCGCGAAACUAUGCUGCGAGACCAUGGCGCUGAUCAUGUCAUCAUCGAUAGCGGCUCCAUUGCCAAUGAGGUGUUGGCACAAUAUCCCGAAGGCGUUGACAAGGUGCUCGAGCUCAUCGGCGUAGUCACCAUGGCAGACUCGCUGAAAACCCUCAAACCCGGCGGCAUACAGUGCAUGACGGGCAUCGCAGGCGGCAAAUGGGUUCUUGAUUCCUUUAGCCCGUUGCCCACGAUUCCCAAGGGCCGCUACCUGACGACAUACGGUGGGAGCAGCGAUGACUUGCUGGCGACACCACUCGAUGACAUUGUAAAGCUAUUUGAAGAUGGAACAAUGAUUUUGCCUAUCAAGACGUUUAGCAUGGAAGAAAUUGUGGAAGCGCAUCGGUUUAUGGAGUUCGAAGGCGGCGCCAAAGCAGUAGUCCUUGUAGAUUGA
Messenger RNA from Talaromyces atroroseus, 1119 nucleotides. RefSeq lists its product as hypothetical. Gene Ontology annotation, molecular function: oxidoreductase activity. The record is from RefSeq and is a predicted model, not a curated record. Bases 1 to 1119 code for a protein of 372 amino acids. NCBI's taxonomy places the organism in Eukaryota, Fungi, Ascomycota, Eurotiomycetes, Eurotiales, Trichocomaceae. The transcript has a single exon.